AUGGCCUCCAGGGACGGUAAUGGUCGGAUUAUCCUCCACUUGGAUUAUGACUGUUUCUAUGCCGCCGUUUUCGAGGCCGACCAGCCGGCUUUGAAAUCACGUCCAUUGGCCAUCCAACAGAAACAGAUUGUCGUGACAUGUAACUACGAAGCCCGGAGGAGGGGUUUGUAUAAGUUGCAGCGUAUCCAGGAUGCCAGGCAGGUCUGUCCCGAUGCGGUUAUUGUUUUGGGGGAGGACCUCACCCGGUUCCGGGAUGUGUCCAAAGAACUUUUCCUUUAUUUGCGAAGCUUGAUUUGGGGAGAUCGUGUUGAAAAAUUAGGUUUUGACGAGCUAUUCCUUGAUGUAACCGAUAUGAUUGACUACAACGUCGACUUAUCAAAUACCAACGACUUGGAACACUCUUUUUUUCAUCUUGACCGCCAGGAUCCUACUGUCGGUUUCAUCUACAACGCUACCAAAUUCUACGGUCCUACAUGGCCCCCGGUUGAUCAGCACCCAACCAAUUCACCAGAAACACGAGGAUACUUCUUGGCCCCCGAAUCAGAUCUACUGUACAUGCGGCUCUUAGUAGCUUCGCACUUAGCUGGCUAUCUGCGACAACAGCUCGAGUCUCACAAGGGCUACACAGCCACGGUAGGAAUCUCCACCAACAAAUUAUUGGCAAAGCUGGUAGGCAAAGUUCAUAAACCAAAGUGUCAAACCACGCUUCUGCCACCCUACGGAGUCGGUGAGGGACCAGACGUCACUAUUGACAGUAAUGUCAUCCACUUCGUGGACAGUCAUGAGAUCCGCGAAAUCCCGGGGAUAGGCUCCAAAAUUGCACAUAAACUCCAUGACCACAUGUCUCACUCGAUGGAUGACAGACCCCUUACCGUGCGCAAGCUUCGUCUGUUGCCUGGAAUGGGUCCUGGGUUACUCAACCACAUCUUGGGGGGUCCUGGGCAUUCUAAGGGCAUGGGUACCAGGGUUUGGGGCCUGAUCCACGGCGUCGAUGAUUCCGAAGUCUUGGAAGCCAGAGGCGUUCCGACCCAGAUAAGCAUCGAAGAUUCUUACGGCUGGCUAGUCCGUUUUGACGUUGUGAAGAGUGAGCUGUUGAAGCUAACGAUUAGCUUGCUUCGUCGGAUGCGCACAGAUCUGACCGAGAACUCAGCCGGGGGUGCCAUCCGAUGGCGUGCACAUCCGCGAACCCUGCGUCUGACUAGCCGACCCCGUCGUCCUUCCAACCCGGACAAUCCUUAUCACAAUCGCAUGUCCCGUUCUGUGGCACUGCCCCGUUACGUCUUCAACAUGGGAGAUCGGAUUGAGGCUGUAGCCGAGAAACUAGUGCAGGAACAUGUCUUGGCCCUAUUUCGGCGUCUUCACCCGGAGAAAUCUGGGUGGAAUUUGAGUCUACUAAACAUCGCCGUGACUAACAUGGUUGACACAGCGGGAGACAGAAAGCAAAACAGCGGGCGAGAUAUUGGAUCUAUGUUUCAGAGACAGGAACCAGUCCGCAUUCCUGCUGAGGAUGUGACUAUCCAUGCAGAUGAGCCUACGUGGGAAGAGAGCGAUGAGGACGAAGCCAUGCCAAGUGUACUAUGCAGGAUUUGUGGGGUGAUGAUUCCUUGUUUGGCUCUGGAAGCUCAUGAAGUGUACCACCAAGCGCUGGAUUAG
This is a messenger RNA of Aspergillus ruber CBS 135680, 1653 nucleotides long. Its product is annotated as putative DNA polymerase iota. The coding region runs from base 1 to 1653 and encodes 550 amino acids. Gene Ontology annotation, biological process: translesion synthesis. NCBI's taxonomy places the organism in Eukaryota, Fungi, Ascomycota, Eurotiomycetes, Eurotiales, Aspergillaceae. Gene Ontology annotation, molecular function: damaged DNA binding; DNA-directed DNA polymerase activity. The record is from RefSeq and is a predicted model, not a curated record. The transcript has 3 exons.